AUGGCCGAGGCCCUUCAUGUCGAGGGUCAUAUGCCAAGGCCUAUGAAGAUAGCCGAAGCCCUAAAGCGGAAGCACUACGUUCACAUGUGGAGGACUGAAAUUUCAAUUUAUAGUAAAUAUGCUGAAGUACAUUACUCUUUUAGUCACUUAAUUUGCCUUGGUAGUUUGCAUGUGAGACCAAGUCUUAUCAAUCUAUUUCCUCUCACUUCGAUAACCGAAUCUGAACUAGAUAAAAUGAGAAAGUGUUGUUUAUCAGACUCGGGGUUGGCUGCCAUUGGAGGUGGCUUUACCAAACUUGAGAGUUUGAGGUUGACUUCGUGCUGUAAUGUAACAGAUAUAGGGCUAAUAUCUAUUGCUGAGAAAUGUCAAUUGCUGAAGUCUCUGGAUUUACAGGAUAUUUGUGUUGCAGAUGAAAGUCUAGCUGCUAUUGCAAAAUAUUGUACUCGACUCGAAGAUUUGAAUUUAAAGCGUUGCAAAAGUUUGACUGAUACUGGAUUCGUUCAGUUAGUCCUUGGUCGUGGGAGAACUUUGAAAUCUCUUGGUCUUGUGUUUGGAAAAAGCCUUAUUGAUGUGUCGUUAGAAGCUGUGGGGAGCCUUUGUGCUAUAGGAAAAGGAUGUAAGAGGUUGAAAAGUCUUAGCUUAAACAUUUGCCAAAUUUUGAGUGACUUGGGUUUGGAUUCUAUUGCUGUUGGCUGUGCGGAGCUUAUGUGUCUUGAAGUCCUUCAGGGCGACGGAGUUGGAAUAGGUGGACUGAAAUCUAUUGCAAAAGCUUGCACAUAA
Molecule: messenger RNA, 780 nt
Organism: Olea europaea var. sylvestris
Lineage: Eukaryota; Viridiplantae; Streptophyta; Magnoliopsida; Lamiales; Oleaceae
Product: F-box/LRR-repeat protein 4-like
Exons: 5
Coding region: 1-780 (259 amino acids)
Biological process (GO): SCF-dependent proteasomal ubiquitin-dependent protein catabolic process
Cellular component (GO): SCF ubiquitin ligase complex
Molecular function (GO): protein binding
Source: RefSeq, a predicted model, not a curated record